Messenger RNA from Dama dama (fallow deer), 695 nucleotides. RefSeq names its product small integral membrane protein 24-like. The transcript has 4 exons. NCBI's taxonomy places the organism in Eukaryota, Metazoa, Chordata, Mammalia, Artiodactyla, Cervidae. The coding region runs from base 94 to 498 and encodes 134 amino acids. The record is from RefSeq and is a predicted model, not a curated record.
CCUGCUCCCUUAUCAGGAGCUGGGCAGGGCCUUCCCUGACCCUGACGGGGGGACCACACACUCCAGCACCCCGGCUGCUGGCUCCUCGGCACGAUGGGGACCUUAGGGAUCCUGCUUCUGCUCAUGGGUCUGCUCCUGUCGCCAGCUGAGGCCCAGAAGGAGCACCGUUUGAAGCCCUGGCUGGUGGGCCUGGCUGCGGUCGUGGGGUUCCUGUUCAUUGUCUUCAUCCUCAUGUUGGCCAAUCGCCUCUGGUGCUCCAAAGCAAGAGCUGAGGAUGAAGAGAAGCCCACAUUCAGGAUGAAUCCCAUCCCAUAUGAGGAGGUGGAUCUGAGAAAAGAACACAAGAAAGGGAAGAAAGAGAAGGACGAAAAGGCCGAGGAGAAAAAAGCUGGGAAGGGGGAAAAGGCCAAGACGAAAGGAAAGAGAAACUUCGGGCUGGAGCUAGAGGAAAAUGAGGAGGGCAGGGACUAUGAGAAAGUCAAGAACACGGCCAUGUGAAGAUUCAGUCGCCUCCUCCAAGCAACCUGCCAGAGAUGCCCCUUCCACACCCUAGAAGCAAUGAACUGAACCUGAAGCCACUGCAGUGACUCCAUCUGGGUUUGAGAGUACAGCACCCUGAAUGAAGAGGCUUGGAACCCUACCCACCCCCAACCAAGGAGGGCUCUUUGUGUGUUAUACAGUCUAUAUUGUUAUGA